Chara braunii is the source of this 4161-nucleotide messenger RNA. The record is from the annotation of a GenBank genome assembly. Lineage: Eukaryota; Viridiplantae; Streptophyta; Charophyceae; Charales; Characeae.
CAGCGGAGAGAGCGCGGCAACUGUGGCAGGCAAUUCAUUAGGCAUCUCCGAGUUGGGGGGAGGGAAGACGAGAGCGAGAGAAGGGAGGAAGGCGGCGGGGGGGAAGGAAGAAGGAAGAGGAGGAGAGGAUCACACAGGUGGAAGACAUGGGAGGAGGAGAGAUGGGCGACGUGGUGGUGAAUUUCAUCGUGCACGGAGGUGGGGAGAAGAAGAGAAGUGUGCAGAGCGAACAAGCAAGAGGCAGGAUGGGAGGAGUGGUGGUGAAUUUUCUCUUACGUGGUGGAGAUUGGGAGAGUAGGGGGCGCAAAAAACGGCGCAAAAGAGUAGCAGGCGGGAUCGGCGGAGUGGCGGUGAACUUCCACGCGCACAGGCAUCCGCAUGCCUCGACGAGCACGAUUCUGAAUGACGACAACAACAACUCGAGAGGAGGAAGGCAGGUAGAGAGGUCGGCGGAGGAGAGGAAAAGGAAAAGAGAGAGGAGGUGGAGGAGAAGCAAGAGCUCAAGGGAGAGCGCAGGAAGCGAGAGAGAGAGAGACCAUCUCUCUGAGAGUGACGCAGACGCAGCAGAGUCGCCUCACGACCGUCGUUCUUCCCCCCUACGUCGACGUUGUACGCGCCGUCAGCAUGUCGAUGAUGAUUCUGAUUGCGUGAGAUUGAGGAAAGCCAAGACCAGGAGAGUUAGCAUCGGCACAGAGAGAGAGCGAGAGAGAGAGCGAGAGAGAGAGCGAGAGAGAGAGGAGGUCUCAGAGAGUGACGGAGAUGACACGCAUCAUCGGCAUAGUACGAGAGACGAUGGUGAUUACAGAAGACGUGCGAGGAAAAUCAAGCGGUGGAGAGAGAUCGCUCGUAGAGGAGGAGAGAGAGAAAGAGAGCGCGCCUCCAAGUAUAAUAAGUGUGAUCGGGCAUGUAAUCAGCAUGAGGAUGACGGCAAUGACGCGAGUGGAACAACAAGUAAGAGAAUGGAGAGAGAGAGCAGUGGCAAGGACAGGAGGCGAAGGAAAAACAAGCACAGGUUACAGAACACAAGCAGGGAGAGAGAGAGAGAGGGCGACUCAGAGAGCAAGCGAGAUCGGGCAUGUCGUCAGUAUAAGGGUGAUUCCAAUGGCGUGAGCAGAGCAACGAGGAAGAGAUGCCAGAGAGAAAGCACCGGCGAAGACAGCGAAAGAGAGGUAGUCUCGCGCAAGCACCAGCUGUCGAAGACAGCGAAAGCGAGAGGCGGGAAAGACAAGCAAAGAGAGGACAUUGUCGAGAGCGACGAGGACGUCUUUCGCCGGAGUGACGGCUCAGACAAUGAUGACGAGGACGGCUUAAAGAAUAAUGAUGACGGCUUAAAGAAUGAUGAUGACGGCUUGGAGGGGGACGAAGACGAGGGGGGCUUGGAGGGGGGGGUGGAAAGGGAAGAGGACGAGGACGAGGGGGGCUUGGAGGGGGACGGGGGGGGCUUGGAGGGGGACGAGGAGGCCUUAGAGAGUGACGAGGACAAUUUAGGGAAUGACGAGAGUGAAGAGGGCAAUUUAGAAAAUGACGAGGAGAACUUGAGGAGUGACGAUGACACGGAGCACGCCUUGGAGAGUGAUAAGGAGGACGCCUUAGAAAGUGACGAGGAUGACUUAGAGAAUGACGAGGGCAAUUUGGAGAAUGAGGAGAAUGACGAGGACAGCGUAGAGAAUGACAAGGGCGCCUUUUUAGAAAGUGACGAGGAUGACUUAGGGAAUGACGAUAACGACAAAGAUAGCGAGGAGAAUGAGGAGAGUAACGAAGAUGGGGUGGAGAAUGAUGAUGACAAGGAGGACAGCGUAGAGAAUGACGAUGAUAAGGAGGAGGACAGCGUAGAGAGUGAUGAGGAGGGCUUAUUAGAGAAUGAUGAUGAGGAUGAUGAUGCAGAGAGUGACAAGACGACGGGGGGGGGGGAUCGUAAGAAAAUCGACGAGGAUGAUCUUUGGAAUGCGAUUGCGGAUUACAAGAGUGAGGGAGAGAGUGCAGAUGGAGGGGGAGGAGGUGCGCAAGGGGAGAGCGCGAACGGAAGAAAGAGCACAGUCAACAAAGACGUAAAAAAAGAGGAGGGUGUGUUAGAGAGGUCCAGAGAGUCGGCGGGCGGAGAGGGAGAAGAAGCGCACGGCAAUAGCGGGAACGGGAGGGAGAGCACAGUCCAAAGAGACAUUAAGAUAGAGAAUGUUGAUUUGGCGACUUGCGGAGAGUGGGUGCAUUGUAAGAUCACUCCCAAUUGUAUUGUUGAUUUUCGGGGUAUUCUUAGGGACAGCGGGGGACGGACAACAAGCAAGAUAGAGAGAGAGAAAGAAGGUAGAGAUGAAGUAAAAGUGAAGGCAGAGAGCGGGAACGGGAGAGAGACGGCAGGCAAAGACAGCGAAAGAGAGAGAGCAGGCAAAGACAGCGAAAGAGAGCGAGCAGGUAAAGACAGCGGGAGAGGCAAAGCAACCAAAGACAGCGAAAGAGAGAAAACAGGCAAAGGAAGCGGGAGUAACAGAGCAGGCAAAGAGAGUGGGAGAGAGAGAGCAGGUAAAGACAGCGAAAGAGAGGGUGUGCUAGCCAUUGGCGGAGAGAGGGCGGCGCAACGGAAGAGUCAGCCAGAGCUUACUGAUGGGGAGGGGAACCCCCCUCUUCGCAAUAGCGCUGGACGGGUCGGAAGCAGGAGCGGGAGGGAGAGAGUAGGAGGUAGAGAGGGAGGAGGAGGAGGAAACCCGCAGGCGGAGAGCGGGAGUGGGAGAGAGAGUGUAGGUAGAGAGGGAGGAAGGGGGGCUGCUGGUUUAGAGAGUGGCAAGGGGAGGGUGCCUUCAAAGAGUGACUCGAAUCGUCUUAAGAUUUGGAAUUGUCUGCGGGAUUUUGCUGAACGGAACGCAAAAGAUGCUGAACUGAUCGAGAAAGAUCUUUGUCGCGCUGAACUGAGGGCGGAAGAUUUUCGUCGCAGGUUUUUUGCUGGGCGGACGACAAGCAAGAAGAGCGAGGGAGAGAGUGCAGGUCUUCUUCGCAUUCAGAGUUGUGCGGGACUCACGACAAGCAGGAGUGCAGGGAGUGAGGGAGAAAGGGGUGCUGCUGCACAUUUACCACCACCUCUACCACCUCCUUCUCCUCCUCCUCAUGCAGUUAAAGCUCGCCCUAAAAGACAGACCCAAGGCGUUGAUAACGCCGUAAUUGGACCAGAUUGGAGGAAUUUGACACACGAGGCGCUGGUGCACAUUUUCAGCUUCCUGCGCACUAAGGACAGGGGGCGGCUGGGCAAAGUCUGCAAGAGCUGGUAUCGGGCCUCAUGUGACCCGGGGUGCUGGGAGGAAGCAGAUACGUACGACUGCACGGGCCGCUACAGUCGCACCGCACGAGAAGCUGCUAGGGCUGUCGUGAUGCGUAGUCAGGGGCGGCUGAUUAGUCUGUCGGCGUGGGAGUGUGAUCAUAGCAUGCUGGAGUUCAUCGCUAACAACUGCCCGCGGCUUGAGCGUCUGGAAAUGGGUAAGUUCUCGAUGGGUAGAGACUGGAUUCAUUCUGUUGAGGCGGUUGGGAAUCGAUCCCUGAAUCUGCGCUCUCUGGAGCUUUCGUUCGACAACGUGUUCCGUAGACAGGGACCGGAUUUCAUCACUGAACUGGUCAAUCGACUGCCGAAGCUGACGACUCUGGCUCUUGAACACGCCUUCGUUGACGAUGAUCUGGUUAGGGUUAUUGCGGGUGGACUUGGUACUUUGGAGGUGUUGAAGCUGGGGGAGGCUAGCGUAACGAACGCAAGCUUGAGAGUCAUUGGGAGCAAACUGCUCUGCUUGAAGUUGCUAGAGGUGUACGGCUGCAGAUUCCUGACGAGAGCGGCCGUUAGCUCCUUACGAUUGGAACGGGAAGGGCUGCAAAUCUUGGCACGAGACUUCCGACCCAACUGAUGAUUGUGAUUGUCAGAUGACGUGUGCGUACUGUAUAUAGCAUCUGUCUCUUAUACACAUCUAGAUGUGUAUAAGAGAGGUGUAUAGUAUUUUGCAUGCGCAAUAUCAUUUAUUUAUUUAUUUUGACUUUUUUUUUUACCAUUCGGAUUUCCGGAAUAUCCUACCCCUCUGAUAAUUCAGUCAGAUAAUCCGACCUGAUUAUCUUGUCAUAUAACUCGUACUAGUACCUAAUUUUUUUGGACAUGCGGAUAAGUGAGUAGUUGAAUGAAGGACAAUCUUUUCA